AUGUCCAUGUUUUUGUUUUCCUUUGGUUCACAGGGACAACCAAUAGAAACAAUGGUUCAUAUUCAUGAUAUGGCCGGAGCAAGUAUGUUUCUAAGGAAAACCUUGAAUUUCUUCAAAAGAAUAGCAAAACUUGAUCAAGAUUACUACCCUGAAAGAAUGGGAAAGGUAUGUAUUUGGUACAUUGCAAUGUUGCUAAUAUAUAAUAUUAAUCUACAAGAUAAUAAUAUAGAGCUGACUGAUAGUCUGAAGAUUCUUGGUGUCAUUUUAGAUGAAAGAAUAACAUUUAAGCCCUAUAUACAAGUACAACUUAAGAAGGCGUGUGCUAAGGCAGCUGCCAUGCGUAAGCUGCGUAAGUUUAUGCCACAAGAAGUUAUGAUUCACCUUUACAAAGCAUAUCUAGAAGUUAAAGACAAUCCACAACUUAUAGAGCAGACAGUAGGACCCAAGAAAUCUUUUACUUACAAGGUAAACUGUGACAACAAGAAAGGUGACACGUCUAUAGCGUGGUAUUUUAAAGCUACAAGUAAAGAUAUUCAAUUUGGACUUAAAUUCAAGGCCAAGCCUCAUUCAGGAUGGAAAGACAAUGAAAAUGAAAUUGAAGAAAUCUGGGUGGAGGAACUGGAGCCAAUUUCAGAAUGUGAUACAUCAGUGACUGGUUUCUACACUCCGCCUUGUCCUGGUAUCUGCACCUUGGUAUGGGACAAUUCAAACUGCAAGUGGCUCUCAAGAACAAUCAAGUACCACGUCAUGGUCAGCGAGGUAGAUUCUGAUGAAGAAAUUUCAACCAAUGGCAACAAAGAAAAUUCCUAAACAGCAAGUAUUGUUAGAGGUGGCUUCUAGAAUACUAUAUUCAUUCACGCAGAUGAGGAGCUGGAGAUGUCCAUGGUGUGAUAGUGGGUGAGGGUAAAGGCAGAAUCAAUCAUUGCUUAAUAGCAUCUCAAACAAGUACUUUGGUGUAAACAUACUACUCUUUGAAAAUAUAACAAGACAGGCUCUUGUUUUAUCUUACUGUUAGCCAGUACUCACUUUACUCAGUAUCUAUCAUAGAAUAGAUACUGAGUUUUGUAGCCAAUCAGAUUGCAGCAUUUUAGAUAGAUAGUGAGUUGUAUAGCCAAUUAGAUUGCAGCAUUUUAAAGAGACUAUCAUUAAGAAGAUCUGUACCAUUUACUCAUAAGUGAAAGAGUCAGUAAGGAAGUAGACAAUUUUUUCGAUAACAUGCCAGGCUAAUAGUCUUUCAGUAUGCUGCUGUUCUGUAUUGCAUGAAGUUUGUUUGAUUUUUUUUUUUUAAUUUUAAUGUUGAGCACCUGGUUUUGAGAUAACUUAUGAUGCAUAAGGAUUGAAGAUUGAUGAGUUCUUAAACCCUCUAGAAUACCUUCCACGGGAAUUUGUAAGGGAAUCUUUGUGGCAGUUAUCUUAUAUUGAGACUAUACACCUCAAAAUUGGUAGAAAGAGUUGAUCUUAUUCCCGCUAUUGAUCUUAUUGAUUUUAAAAUUUUUUUCAUUUUGAGUAUUGAAGUGUUUGAUAUAUAACAUAACGGAAGCUGAAUUAUGCGAGCAUUUUGAUUGGUUCUUACUCAUGAUCUGUUGGAGGACUGACGCAUAGGCAACAUCAUCAUUAACAUUUCAGUGACCCACAGAAUAAUAAUAAUAAUAAUAAUAAUAAUAAUAAUAAUAAUAAUAAUAAUAAUAAUAGCUGCACCUGGCAGACCACUUUUUUGUUUAAAGCACAUCUGCCAUCAUUGGAGGUGCAGUGGCCUCAGGGUUAGUGUGCUCGACUCUGGAUCGAGUGGUCUGGGUUCAAGCCCUGGCCAAGGAUAUUGUGUUGUGUUCUUAGGCAAGACACUUUAACUCACAGUGUCUCUCUUCACCCAGGUGUUUAAAUGGGUAUCAUUGAAUUUAAUGCCAGAGUGUAACCCUGCGAUGGACUAGCAUCCCAUCCAGGGGGGAGUAGAAAUACCCCUAGUCCUUUCAUGCUAUAGAAACCAAAGUUAAGCUCCAUCCUGAUGGGCCACUUGGCUCUUUCACUGAAAAGAUUCACAGCAAGAUGCAAGAUGGAAUGUAUUUGUUAAAUUUUUCCUAAUAUCAAUACACAGUCAAUCAAACUGGUAAUGAGAAGAACAAAAUUUGCUGACCAGGAAAUAUAAUGUCUUGUCGCAUUCUUUUUACAUCUAAAUGAGAUUUUUCUGUCCUCGAAGGAUAGGUGGGUAUUUUCAUAGCAUUGGUUUUUAACUGUGGCAAUGAUAUUUAUAAUGAUUAAUUAAUGGUGAAUGAUAACAACAUUAUUUAUUGAUGAGAGUUAUCUUGCAAAUCGAAUUCAAGAUAUUUAAUGGAUUGAUCAUGAAUUCUGGACAUAUUUUUCUAGUGAUAUAGGUGUAUUUGACAUGCUAUUUAAACAGCGUAUGAUAAUUAUAUUGUGAUACUUGCCACUAUCACUUACUCACUACUGUAUGAACAUGUGGCUGAAAAGUGGUAAUAUUAUUAAUGGUGAGGGUUAAUUCUAGUGAAUUUGAAGGUUUCCCACAUAAAUUUGUAAAAUGAGGUAGAAAAAAGUGCUAGUUUUGUCUAUAAAUAAAAACCAGGCUAAAAUUAAGUAUCUAAAAUUCAAAACAUACAAGUAUUAUUAGCUUAGCUCUUCAACUUCUUACAAUUUUUACAUACACUUACUUCUACCCUGCUGGCAGAGGCGUUUAUUUGUGAACUUCCCCUACGGUCCA
Molecule: messenger RNA, 2713 nt
Organism: Stylophora pistillata
Lineage: Eukaryota; Metazoa; Cnidaria; Anthozoa; Scleractinia; Pocilloporidae
Source: RefSeq, a predicted model, not a curated record